This is a messenger RNA of Trichomonas vaginalis G3, 1686 nucleotides long. Its product is annotated as spectrin binding. The coding region runs from base 1 to 1686 and encodes 561 amino acids. Gene Ontology annotation, molecular function: protein binding. The record is from RefSeq and is a predicted model, not a curated record. NCBI's taxonomy places the organism in Eukaryota, Parabasalia, Trichomonadida, Trichomonadidae. The transcript has a single exon.
AUGAGCGAAAGUUCUUCAGCUAGGGUUAGUGUAAAUGAACGAGAAUUAUAUGAACAAAUACUCGCGGACAAUUGUCAAUAUAUCGAAGAUAAACUUUCAGGAAAGUCUUAUAGAAAUUAUAUUUUUUCAGAUAAAUUCCACGAAGGUAAACAGAUAUUAUGGAACUGUCCACCAUUAAUUUCAGUUUGUGCAUACUGCAAAGCGAUAAAAUGUCUACAAAAAUUAAUAAGUAACGAUGCAGAUACCAGUAUUCUCGAUAAGAAUAAAAUGACUUUACAGAUGUUUGCUGUUGCAUCACGCAGCACAGAAGUAAUUACUCUACUAUCCACGAAAUUGAACUUCAACUUUGCCCUUCAUUACGCAGCUCAGUACGGAUACCCCGAAAUUGUUGAAUUUUUACUUGGCACAAUAAAAGUUGAUUCAUCUCGUCUCAACGAUGAAGGCAUGACACCACUCCACUGUGCAGCGAUAGGUGGGAACGCUGAGUGUUGCAACAUCAUUAUCUCUUACGCACCACAGCUAAUCAACGACAAAGACAACAAAGGAAACACGGCUGUGAUGCUGGCCACGAAAAGAGGCAACAUACAGAUCAUCAAGGCAUUGCUCAGUGUAGAUGAUGUUGAUGUAAAUCCCAUCAAUGAAGCAGGAGAAACACUGUUACACCUCGCAGCUCAAGUUUAUAACACAGAUGUAAUUCAAUUAAUUUUCGGAGUUGCAGGUAAAAAGAAACUGAUUGAAGAUAAACAAUGGGACUUCUUUACCCUUGAUUGUUACGCUGUAGGAAACAACUUAGACCUCGAUGAUCUCAAUAUGAAAGAUGAACCACAAGAAAAAACAGAAGAAAAAAGUGACAAAAUUUCAUUUAAUGUUGACAUCAAAACUCAGUCAGGGGAUACUCCAUUAAUGUAUGCAUGCGCAUCAGGAAGCUUACAAUGCUUUAAUCUACUUGUCCAAAAGGGAGCAAGUCUCUACGAAAUGAAUGAAAAGUUGCAAACAAUUCUUCAUUUAAGUGUUCUUUCAAAAGACUUAGAAAUGGUUAAGAAUGUCUGCAAAUACAACGUUGUAGAUGUCAACAGACAAGAUGUUGAUGGAAACACUGCUCUUUUAAUUGCUCUCAAACAGAAUUCCCCUCAAAUUUGUCAAUAUCUCAUUUCUAUUUCGAAUUUGGAUCCAAACAUUCCUGAUAAAGAAUUGGACGCUCCAAUUCAUGUUUGUGCACGCUUAGGUUUGACAUCAAUUGCUGAAUGCUUGAUAAAGAACGAAAAGACGGAUUUGAAUGCAGUAAAUAACAAAAAUUGCACCGCUUUGUUCUUGGCAACUAAAGGUGGUUUUCCUGAUGUUGCUUUGCUUUUACUUCAACAAUCAAAAGUUAAUGAGAAAAUCGCCGAUAACGAAGGUUCUACACCUCUUCAUGCUGCUGCAAGAUUCAAUCAACCAACUAUAGCAAAAGAAUUGCUUGUUGAAUCAAGAGACGUAGAUGUAAAUGCACGAGAUGUUGAUGGUUGGACUCCUUUGCAUUAUGCAUCAAGAAAUGCUCAUUUAGAGAUAGUAGAAAUGAUUGCGAAAUCAUCUAAGGCUGAUGUGAAUGCACAGGAUAAAAGAGGAAAGACACCUCUUUAUUUCGCGAUGAACCAAGAUGUAAGAAAAGUUCUUAUGGAGCAUGGCGCGUUCUCUGAUCAGAACUAG